This is a messenger RNA of Bombina bombina (fire-bellied toad), 2852 nucleotides long. RefSeq names its product ADP ribosylation factor related protein 1 (gene ARFRP1). The record is from RefSeq and is a predicted model, not a curated record. The transcript has 8 exons. Bases 126 to 731 code for a protein of 201 amino acids. Gene Ontology annotation, cellular component: Golgi apparatus. Gene Ontology annotation, biological process: protein localization to organelle; intracellular protein transport; Golgi to plasma membrane protein transport. Gene Ontology annotation, molecular function: GTP binding; GTPase activity. Lineage: Eukaryota; Metazoa; Chordata; Amphibia; Anura; Bombinatoridae.
CACGGAACACUUCUCCUGCCACACACAAGAUGGCCAUAGUAGUUUACCUACCCAGCAUGCAUUGCGUGCGGAAGUGAGUGGCUGGGACCUGGUGAUGGGUAACUAGGGUGCAAGAGGUCUUCACCAUGUACAGUCUGCUUUCUGGGCUGUACAAGUACAUGUUUCAGAAGGAUGAAUACUGUAUCCUUAUCCUGGGGCUGGAUAAUGCUGGCAAAACGACUUUCCUGGAACAAACUAAGAUUAGAUUUAGCCGGAAUUACAAGGGAAUGAACCUGUCGAAGAUAACAACUACAGUGGGACUUAACAUUGGUACCAUAGAUGUGGGAAAGGUCCGUCUGAUGUUCUGGGAUCUGGGAGGUCAGGAGGAGCUACAGUCGCUUUGGGAUAAGUAUUAUGCAGAGUCCCAUGGGGUGAUUUAUGUUAUUGAUUCCACAGAUGAAGCACGGCUUUCUGAGUCCAAGCGAGCUUUUGAGCUGAUGAUCAGCAGUGAGGCUUUGGAGGGAGUGCCUAUCCUUGUGCUGGCAAACAAGCAGGAUGUGGAGGGCUGUCUUUCCAUUCCUGACAUCAAGACAGCUUUCAGUGACUGCAUUAACAAAAUUGGAAAAAGAGACUGUUUGACUCAGGCCUGCUCUGCACUUUCUGGGAGAGGCUUGAAUGAAGGUGUUGAAUGGAUGGUGAAAUGUGUAGUGAGGAAUAUUCACCGACCCCCAAGACAGAAGGAUAUCACAUAGGAUUCAAUGUGCUUUUGUAUAACAUCCCCUUCCUAUAUGGUGCCUGGGAAGGGGUAAGAGGUGAAGAUAUGGCACAAAGUGUCCUCACACUCUGUAUUUUUACACAAAUGUGUGUAUAUGUAUAUAUAUGAAUAUUUCCUUUCUUGUGUAUAGUUACCUCCCUGUAGUGACAGUUUGCCCCAGUGUUCUCUCAGUGUCCACUGUGAUGCUUGAUUGUGCCACUGACUGACACUUCAAAAAAAAUGUUCUUGUUAUAUUCUUUUGGUUUGGGUUCUUAUCAUUGUGCUUUUGUUCUCUGGCACAGAAGUGAUUAAAUGGGGCUUUUUAUUUUAUUUCAGAUUAUAGCCAGAUGAAAUGAAGGCUGAGCAAUAACUCUUUAUAAAGCAACAUAUACAUAAUAAUUUACUUCCUUCUGACAAUAUUUCCUCUCAUUUGUGUAUUUAGAUCACUAUUCUUAUGUCUGAUCAUGUUGAAAGUUCUGUCCUAAAUUCACCAGUAAAGUGCAACAGAGAUGGACAUAAAAUGUGAUCCAAGAAGCACAUCCCUAUAUCAUGAGUAACUGUGUUUUUGCUGUCACAAGCCAUUGAUCUGUUUAAUUUUCUCUACCUCAUAUUUCUUGUAUUCCAACCUACAGGAAAGGAAAGUGAAUCUAAGGGAGGGGGAUAUACACAGUAGUUGGAAAUAUCACUACAGUACUCCAGUCAGGAAAAAAUGUUCCAAAGCAAAAAGCUACAAGUUUAAUAGUCUUAUUCGUCCGAUACAAAUAGCUAGUCCCAAACCAGUGGAAAUUCCAGUACAGGGGAUCUCACAGCAGGAAACUUUGUCCUAAUGAAGGUGUUAAUUAUAACUGCAGCAAAGCAGCACUGCACAUGAGAUAGCAAAACAAUGAUGCUUACCCUCCCUGCAGCUUUACAGCCAAGAUAUGUCUUUGUUAUAAAGAGAUUAAGAUGGCAGCUCAGACUGUGAACAGUUAUGAAAGGGACACUAAAGUUAAAAUAACCUUUUAUGAUUCAGAAAGAGCAUGCAGUUUUAAGGCACUUUCCAAUUUACUUCCAUUAUCGCAAUGUGCACAGUCUUUUUAUAUUCACACUUUUUGGGAAACAAGAUCCUACUAAGCAUGUGCACAAGCUGACAGGGUAUACAUAUAAUAGUCUGUGAUUGGCUGAUGUCUGUCACAUGAUACAGGGGGCCAAAAAGUUGGAGAAAAAAUAAAUUGUAUGAGAAAAAAAAAUCUACUGCUUAUUUGAAAUUCAGAGUAGGUGUUAAAUCAUUGUCUUUUUAUCAUGCACGUGUUAAUCAUGCAAUUCUACUGCAUUGAGUGGUCCUGGGAGGUCUGAGUUUCAGAUACCAUAUAUUUUUUAGAUGGAUUCAUGAUGGCUCUAAGUGGGGUGUUUAAAUUUUGCCAUUACUGCUGCAAACAGAACCACAAAUGAAGGUUCUCAAAUCUGCAUCUCAACCAUACCUUUGGAUAGUGUUUACCCCUCCAGGCCAGAAGAUAGUUACCACAUUUACUAUCACUUAUUGCUGAAAUAAGCAUCAGAUACUCUUGCCCUUGUCUGGAAUAGUUGCCAGAUUUCUCUCUUGUUGCUGUUCCUUCAAAUCAUAUUAUAGGAAACAUCACUUUAUAGAUCCCUAGUCAGAUGUCACUUAGAAUACCGCUUACAGAUGUAUUAAUUAUUCAAAGUAUAGCUAUUAAUAUGGUGCAUAGUAAAAAAAAAAAUAACUUGGAAGAAGGGAAGUAUAUAAGAUAUUUAUUAAUGCUCUAAAGUCUAAAAAUGUAAAAUAAUUCAAUAAUGCUAAUGUCUAGCUACCCUUUUGGUUGUUAGUCUUAACGAAGCAUCAAAUUAAAACUGCAGCAACUGAGAUCUGGGUAGUGGAUAAGACCCCCAUUUUUACAUAUAAAUAGUAUUUAUAGUGUGCAUGUUUUGACUAAUAAACCAAUUUGAGAGAGGUUCUGUACACUUAACAUACAGUAUGCCAGUGACUACAAUUUAUAAAAGACUCGCUGAGUAGAAAACUCUCGCCUACAGAAAAUGAACUGAUUUUUGUUCUAAUUUCUACCAUAUGAGCCUGAAGAAUUAUGUAGCUAUAUACUGUUAUUAUUAAAAAUGUGUAUGAUCA